UUGUUCAGUAUUUCAACAGCUGCUCUUACUGUUUUGCUCGCAUUCUACGAGGAACUCCCAGCUGACAACAACCUUAAAAAUAAAAUUAAGUUUAUUCAAAAUGUGCAUUUUCACCGAUUGUUUAUUGAGCCCCGUAAUACUGUGGCCAGCUAUCAUCGGCGUGACUAUCUACCUGUUGAAGGAAUACAUGCAGGGCGGCCAGUUCACAAAGGACACAGAUGAAAGCGGAAAGGUGUUCAUUGUCACGGGAGCCAACACGGGAAUCGGCAAGGAGACGGCUCUGGAGUUCGCCAGACGAGGGGGCACCGUGUACAUGGCUUGCAGGGAUAUGAACAGAUGCGAUAGGGCCCGUAAGGAAAUCAUCAAGGAGACGAACAAUCAGAAUGUAUUCUCCCGAGAACUUGAUUUGAGUUCCCUGGAGUCCGUUCGUCAAUUCGUGGCUGGCUUCAAGAAAGAGCAGGACAAGCUCCAUGUCCUGGUCAACAAUGCUGGCGUGAUGCGCUGCCCCAAGAUGUUAACCAAGGACGGUUUCGAAAUGCAGUUGGGUGUGAACCACAUCGGCCACUUCUUGCUGACCAACUUGUUGCUCGAUGUGCUAAAGAAAUCGGCUCCUAGUCGUGUUGUCGUCCUGUCCAGCCUGGCCCAUACACGAGGUGCCAUUAACUUGGCCGACCUGAAUAGCGAAAAAUCCUAUGACGAGGGCCUGGCCUACAGCCAGAGCAAGUUGGCCAACGUGCUGUUUACCCGAGAAUUGGCCAAGCGCUUGGAGGGAAGUGGCGUCACGGUCAACUCCCUGCAUCCUGGUGUUGUGGACACGGAGCUGGCGCGGAACUGGGCCUUCUUCCAGACCAACUUGGUGAAAUAUCUUAUCAAGCCAAUGAUUUGGCCGCUUCUGAAGACACCUAAAAGUGGAGCACAGACCUCCAUCUAUGCAGCCCUGGAUCCGGAUCUGCAGAAGGUCAGUGGCUUGUACUUCAGCGACUGCAAGCCCAAGGACGUCGCUCCUGCAGCCUUGGAUGAUGCUGUUGGAAAGUUCCUGUGGACUGAGAGUGAGAAAUUCACGGGCUUGGAUAAACCCACAGUACCAGCCAAAAAAGAAGCUGAUAAAGCUUAACCGAAAGUUAAAAAUGUGACUACUGAAUUCGAAGAAAAUGUCAAUAUCAACCAAAGCGAAAACUCUGCAAACCGAGAACGUGCCUCCUGUAAAGUAUUUAACGUCCGAGCAAUGCACUGUAGAUUGUAAAUGUAAAGAAGAUUGAGCAGGGUUAGAACAAGCGGUUUAUUUAAUUGUAAUACUAGCAGUUUUUUUUCACGAAUAGGUUAAUUUAAUAAAUACAUAACUUCCCAGCUUUCAUAAA
This is a messenger RNA of Drosophila gunungcola (fruit fly), 1358 nucleotides long. RefSeq names its product retinol dehydrogenase 13 (gene Rdh1). Lineage: Eukaryota; Metazoa; Arthropoda; Insecta; Diptera; Drosophilidae. Bases 101 to 1114 code for a protein of 337 amino acids. The record is from RefSeq and is a predicted model, not a curated record. The transcript is spliced from 5 exons.